AAAGCGUAUUACCAGAUUGCUGUGGAAAUGAAUGGAGAACAGCAGCAUGAGACAGAUGCAGGAUCUAUUGUGGAAGAAGCAGAGUUCAGUUGGGAUGACUACUUGGAAGAUACAGGAGCAAUAGCAGCACCUCACAGCUCAUUUAGACAUGUGGAUACUAGCCCACAAAAUGGAUUUACACCAGGCAUGAAAUUGGAGGUUGCUAUCAAACCUGGCCCUGACAAUUACUGGAUUGCCACAAUCAUCACCACAUGUGGACAGUUACUACUUUUGCGCUAUGAUGGUUAUGGAGAAGACCGCAAAGCUGAUUUCUGGUGUGAUGUCAUGACAGCCAAUUUGCAUCCCCUUGGCUGGUGUGAGCAGAACAAGAAGACCCUCAAAGUACCUGAAGGCAUUAAGGAUAAAAUUCCCAAUCAGAUAGAAUUCCUUCAGCAAACUCUGAAAGGAGCAUGCAGCCCCCCUGCUGGUCUUCUAGAAGGGCUCCAUCGAGGAAAAAAUUCUUUGGAUCUUAUCGCACCAGGGUCACGACUUGAAUGUCAGCCCUUAAGUGACUGUCUAGGAGCUUGGAUAGUCAGUGUUUUGGAAAACAUUGGUGGAAGGCUCAGGCUGCGCUAUGAAGGACUUGGAGAUGUAGAACAAUAUGACUUAUGGAUGUUCUAUUUAGAUCCCUUUCUCCAUCCAGUGGGUUGGGCAUCUCAACAAGGGUACAUCCUUGAACCUCCUUUAGCUAUUAGGCACUUGAAGACUGAGACAGAAUGGCAAGAAAUUCUAGCAAAAGUAAAAGAAGAGGAAGAAGAAUCGUUAGUGCCCACUGAUCUGUUCAAGGACAAACCUGUUGUUGGAACUCAUGCAUUUUCUAUAAACAUGAAGUUGGAAGCUAUUGAUCCAAAAGCUCCUUUUGCCAUAUCACCUGCUACAGUUACAAAGGUAUUCAAUGAUAAAUAUUUCUUGAUAGAAAUAGAUGAUUUGAGACCAGAUUGUACCACAAGUCAGCGUUUUAUUUGUCAUGUCAACAGUGCAGGACUUUUCCCUGUACAGUGGAGCCUGAAAAAUGGCUUACAUCUCAACCCUCCACCUGGUUAUCCAGGUCAAGACUUUGACUGGGCAGAUUAUCUCAAGCAAUGCGGAGCUGAGGCUGCUCCCCAAAGUUGCUUUCCUCUGUUAAAUUUUGAGCAUGGUUUUAAGGAGAACAUGAAACUUGAGGCUGUGAAUUCAGAAAACCCAGAAGAAAUCUGUGUGGCUAGUAUUACAAAGGUGAAGGAUUCCUAUCUCUGGCUCCAGUUGGAAAGUUCUAAAAUCCCAGUGCCUGAAUGCAUAGUGAGUGUGGAGUCUAUGAAUAUAUUUCCAGUUGGUUGGUGUGAAACUAAUGGAUACCAGCUUAGACCUCCUCGCAGAGCAGUAGUGAACAAGGAAAAGAAAAUUGCAGUUGUUCAACCAGAAAAACAGAUAUUAUCUUCAAGAACUGUCAAUGAAGGAUUAAAGACCCAGGAACUGAACUCAACUGACACUAUUAUAACAAAUGGUAAAUACUGUUGCCCAAAGAUCUACUUUAACCACCGAUGCUUCUCAGGACCUUAUCUUAACAAAGGGAGAAUUGCAGAACUCCCACAGUCUGUAGGACCUGGGAAUUGCGUCCUUGUUCUUAAAGAGGUAAGGGCAUCUGCAAUGCAUGGCUUAUUCAAGCCAUCGCAUGUGUAUUUCUCUGAUAUACAGAGUGUAUUUCUGUGUUUACUUUCUCCUUUCCUUAUUAAUGAAACCUUCCUUUGCUACAGAUAUAAAGGAAAGAGCUACCGGGCUACGGUGGAAGUGGUAAGAACAGCUGAUCGAGUUGCAGACUUCUGCAGGCAGACCUGCAUCAAACUGGAAUGCUGUCCAAAUCUCUUUGGCCCCCAAAUGGUGCUAGACAAAUGUUCUGAGAACUGCUCUGUUCUAACAAAAACCAAAUACACCCAUUAUUAUGGAAAGCGGAGAAACAAAAGGAUUGGCCGACCACCUAGUAUCCACAGCAACAUUGAGGCAAGCAUGAAAAAAGCAAACAGGAAAAGAAAAAAACGGAAAAACUUCUUUGUUCAUAAGAAGAAGCGAUCCUCUACCUCUGUAGAUAACACACCAGUGGGAUCACCCCAAGGAAGUGGAGGUGAAGAUGAAGACGAUCAGGAUGAGAUAGACGAGGAAUCUCUUACUGAAGACAGUACUUCUGAGCAUCAGGAAGAGCUGCUCGAGGAGUCUGAAGUAUCAGAGAAGAAAUCACAGUCCUCUUCCCCAACGCAGAGUGAGCAGUCUCAUUUUGGGGCUCCAGAUCGGGACAAACGGAAAAGAAAACUACGGACUUUUUCUUUCUCAGAUGAUGAAAAUAAGCCACCUUCACCAAAGGAAAUAAAAAUAGAAGUUGAUGAAAAAUUACAGCUGGACAGCAAUCCUCUGGAAUGGAGUGUAGCAGAUGUCGUGCGGUUCCUUAAAUCUACAGAUUGUGCACCAUUAGCUAGAAUAUUUCUGGAUCAGGAAAUAGACGGGCAGGCACUUCUCUUGCUCACUCUUCCCACGGUUCAGGAGUGCAUGGACUUGAAACUUGGCCCAGCCAUUAAACUUUGCCAUCACAUUGAAAGGGUUAAAUUUGCCUUCUACCAGCAGUUUGCCAACUAA
Protobothrops mucrosquamatus (brown spotted pit viper) is the source of this 2643-nucleotide messenger RNA. It is a transcript of the gene SFMBT1, whose product is annotated as Scm like with four mbt domains 1. Gene Ontology annotation, cellular component: nucleus. The record is from RefSeq and is a predicted model, not a curated record. The transcript is spliced from 20 exons. Bases 28 to 2643 code for a protein of 871 amino acids. Gene Ontology annotation, biological process: regulation of DNA-templated transcription. NCBI's taxonomy places the organism in Eukaryota, Metazoa, Chordata, Lepidosauria, Squamata, Viperidae. Gene Ontology annotation, molecular function: histone binding; transcription corepressor activity.